AUGGCUUCUAAGAAAGAGGAGUUAAACUUCAUACUAAUACCUUUUGGAGCACCUGGCCACAUUCUUCCAAUGAUUGACAUGGCCAAAAUGUUGGCAAGACAAGGUGUAAUGGUAACCGUUAUCACCACCGCCAUGAAUGCGAUCCGGUUCGGAGCCGUAAUCGAUCGUGCUGCUGCUUCUGGGCUCUCCAUCCGGCUUCUUCAAGUUCAAUUCCCGGCUGAGGAAGCCGGAUUGCCAAAGGGAUGCGAAAGCUUUGAUGAUCUACCAUCUUACUCCUUAUUUAUGAACUUCUUCUCUGCAAUUGAAAUGUUACAGAAACCAAUUGAGAAGAUUGUUGCAGAUUUAAGCCCAAGUCCGAGUUGCAUUAUUUGUGAUAAACAUUUUCCUUGGGCAGUGGAACUUGGGCGUAAAUACAGGAUUCCAUGGGUUUCUUUCGAUGGGAUGAACUGUUUUACUCAAGUUUGUGCUCAUAAUCUAAGUCUCACUAAAGUCCAUGAGACCACCCCGGAGGGUGAACCUUUUGUUGUACCUAAUUUGCCUGACAAAUUUGUGUUCAAUAAAUCCCAACUUCCAGGAUUCUUGAAUCCUGGACAAAGUUCGGAUUUGGGAGUCAUUCGAGAACGAAUUAAAGCAGGGGAAACCGAAGCUUAUGGUGUGGUGGUUAACAGCUUUGAGGAACUUGAAGGAAGUUACGCCGAGGACUUUCGGAAACUCAAAGGAGGUAAAGUUUGGUUCGUUGGUCCUUUGUCUUUGAGCAACGAAAACAAUUUAGAUAAAGCUCAAAGAGGAAACAGCGCAGUCACGGCUGAGGAAGAACAGAGGCUAAUGGAAUGGCUGGAUUCGUGGCAAUCGGAGACCGUUGUUUACGCCUGCCUCGGAAGCUUGGGUCGGUUUGUAAGGUCAGAGUUUAUGGAGCUUGCUUUAGGCCUGGAAGAAUCGAACCAUCCAUUCAUUCUGGUGGUGAAAGGGAAAAAUAAAGAGGACAUUGAGGCAUGGAUUUCGGAAGACGGGUUCGAAGAAAGAAUAAAAGGAAGAGGGCUUCUGAUUAGGGGCUGGGCUCCUCAGGUGCUGAUUUUAUCACAUCCAUCAAUUGGAGCAUUCUUAACGCACUGUGGUUGGAACUCGACGUUGGAAGGGAUUUCUGCCGGCUUGCCGAUGAUAACACGGCCUCUUUUCGCUGAACAGUUCUUCAAUGAGAAACUGGUGGUACAAGUUUUGGGAACCGGGGUGAGCGCCGGUGCCAAAUUUGGCCGGAAAAUAGGUGAGGAAGAAAGGCCGGAAAUGGGAGUGAGCAGGCUGGAAGUUCAGCAGGCUAUAUGUAAGGUGAUGGAUAAGGAUAAUGUUGAUGCAAAUGAAAGAAGGAAAAAGGCGAAAGAACUCGGGGAAAUGGCCCGAAAGGCGGUUGAGGAAGGAGGAUCUUCGUACCUCAAUGUUUCACUACUAAUACAAGAAGUAAUGCGGUUAUCACGUUCUAAGAAACAGCCAGAGAAUGGAAUAUGA
This is a messenger RNA of Oldenlandia corymbosa var. corymbosa, 1500 nucleotides long. The record is from the annotation of a GenBank genome assembly. NCBI's taxonomy places the organism in Eukaryota, Viridiplantae, Streptophyta, Magnoliopsida, Gentianales, Rubiaceae.